AUGCGGCGGCUCUCGUCGCACCAGCUGCCCGCAGCAGGAGCGGGUGCCGGCGGCACCGCGGCGCCGUCGGGGCGCUCAGGCCUCCCGUCCUGCCUCCGCAGGAGGAUCGAGGACUGCCUGCCGCCCCUGGAGGACUCCCCGGCUAAGAGGUUCUCCCCAGCCAAGCGCAAGCAGUACUACAUCAACAAGGCCAUCCGCAACUCGGACCUCAUCCCCAAGGCCAAGGGGCGCAAGAGCCUCCAGAGGCUGGAGAACACUCGGUAUCUCAUGACGCUUCUGGAGCGAGACGAAUGUGGGAACGAGGAGGGGGAGCUUGAGCGCUCAGCAGCUCCGAGCAUCUUCAGCGAGGCCUGCAACAACGAGAGCUACGUGGAGAUCUGGAACGACUUCAUGAACCGCUCUGGAGAGGAGCAGGAGAGAGUCCUGCUCUACCUGGAGGAGGAGGCCAGGAAGAAACACAGAGGGAAGCUGCCCGUGAAGAACGAAGACAAAUGGAAAGAGCACCCGGCCUACACCCCCAGGGAGUGUUUCCAGCGCAUCAGCCGCCGUCUUCGCGCCACCCUGAAGCGGGGCCGGAUCCCCAUGGGGACCCUCGAGUGCCUGGAGGAGGAGCUGCUGGCCUUUUUCUCCGUCACCCCGCACUCGGUCUACACAGCACUCAUGGACAACAGCUUCGAGCGACUCCUGCUCCACGCGCUCUGCCAGUACAUGGACCUCGCCUCGGCCAGUUCGGACAUUGAAGGGAAACGCCAGAUGAAAGUGAGCAACAAGCACCGCGUCUUCCUGCGCCCCGAGCUCCUGCUCUCGGACUACCUGGAGCAGAUGAGCUGAUAGCUGCCGGCUGCCCGGCCGCUUGCUUCGUGCGCUGGAGGCUUCGUUCCCGGCUCCUGGUCUCUCCCAGUCGCUUGGUCCCUGCUGCCCGACGAGCCUGACCUGCUGCACAGCACAGCGCACGGAUCCGCUCCCGCCGCCCCGCGCGGGGCUCUCCCCUUCCCGCCCCUCGGAGCGGGAGCUCGGGACCGCAGCCCUGCGUGGGGUGCACAGUGUGGGCCUGGCAGUCGUGCCCUCCGUCCUGACGAGGCCCCAGGCCUGCUCCAAGGAACAGUGCCCUGAUCCCUCAGGGAUACCUGGAAUCCUGUGCAGCUGAGGGGUGGAAAGGGGGCAAGAACUGCUCGUCUUGCUGUGCUGGUCUGGCAGUACCAAACUGACUGCUGGCACGCUUUCUGCAGAGGCCAGAUUGCCUGCUUUUUUUCU
This is a messenger RNA of Nothoprocta perdicaria, 1254 nucleotides long. It is a transcript of the gene R3HDM4, whose product is annotated as R3H domain containing 4. The record is from RefSeq and is a predicted model, not a curated record. The transcript is spliced from 7 exons. NCBI's taxonomy places the organism in Eukaryota, Metazoa, Chordata, Aves, Tinamiformes, Tinamidae. Bases 1 to 831 code for a protein of 276 amino acids. Gene Ontology annotation, molecular function: nucleic acid binding.